AUGGCCACGAAGGCAGACGGUAGGCCCGGGGGGCUCCCCGGCGGUGGCUGUGACCUGGACAUAGCCCAAGAGCACAUGCAAGCGGUCACCCGAAACUAUAUCACCCACCCCCGUAUCACCUACAGGACUGUAUGCAGCGUCAAUGGGCCCUUGGUGGUGCUGGACCAGGUCAAGUUUGCCCAGUAUGCUGAGAUCGUCAACUUCACCCUCCCCGACGGGACUCAGAGAAGCGGGCAGGUGCUUGAGGUAUCAGGGACCAAGGCAAUUGUUCAGGUGUUUGAAGGAACCUCUGGGAUCGAUGCCCAGAAGACCACCUGUGAAUUCACAGGGGACAUUCUACGGACUCCAGUGUCAGAGGACAUGCUAGGUCGGGUUUUCAAUGGCUCCGGUAAGCCCAUUGACAAGGGGCCAGUGGUCAUGGCAGAGGACUUCCUGGAUAUUAAUGGCCAGCCCAUCAACCCCCAUGACCGCAUCUACCCUGAGGAGAUGAUUCAGACUGGUAUCUCUCCCAUUGACGUCAUGAACAGCAUUGCCCGUGGUCAGAAGAUCCCCAUCUUCUCAGCAGCUGGGCUCCCCCAUAAUGAGAUUGCCGCCCAGAUCUGCCGCCAGGCUGGGCUGGUGAAGAAGUCCAAGGCUGUGCUGGAUUAUCAUGACGACAACUUUGCCAUUGUCUUUGCGGCCAUGGGGGUGAACAUGGAGACAGCCAGGUUCUUCAAGUCUGACUUCGAGCAGAACGGUACCAUGGGGAACGUCUGCCUCUUCCUGAACUUGGCCAACGACCCCACGAUCGAACGGAUCAUCACCCCGCGCCUGGCACUGACCACUGCUGAAUUUCUCGCCUACCAGUGUGAGAAGCAUGUGCUGGUCAUACUGACCGACAUGAGUUCCUACGCAGAGGCCUUGCGGGAGGUCUCAGCGGCCAGAGAGGAGGUGCCCGGGCGCCGAGGUUUCCCAGGAUACAUGUACACAGACCUGGCCACCAUCUAUGAGCGGGCAGGCCGUGUGGAGGGCCGGGGAGGAUCCAUCACUCAGAUUCCUAUCCUCACCAUGCCCAAUGACGAUAUCACCCACCCAAUCCCAGACCUGACGGGCUUCAUCACAGAGGGACAAAUCUAUGUGGACAGACAGCUUCAUAACAGACAGAUCUAUCCCCCCAUCAAUGUGCUCCCUUCCCUGUCGAGGCUAAUGAAGUCCGCCAUUGGGGAAGGCAUGACGAGAAAGGAUCAUGGAGAUGUCUCCAACCAACUGUAUGCUUGCUACGCCAUCGGGAAGGAUGUGCAGGCCAUGAAGGCGGUUGUGGGGGAGGAGGCACUCACUUCGGAGGACCUGCUCUACCUGGAAUUCCUGCAGAAGUUCGAGAAGAAUUUCAUCAACCAGGGUCCCUACGAGAACCGCUCGGUGUUUGAGUCCUUGGACCUCGGCUGGAAGCUGUUGCGCAUCUUCCCCAAGGAGAUGCUGAAGCGCAUCCCACAGAGCGUGCUGGAUGAGUUCUACUCCCGCGAGGGGGCGCCGCAGGACCCCGCGUCAGACACCGCGCUCUAGCCCCGCCCACAGCCAGACCCCAGCCGGUCCUGGGACCGCUGCUACACCGGUUCUACUCCCGCGCACGCCUCGAGUCCCACAUCCCACACACCAAACCAACCGCUUGAGUGCCUCUGUCAGGACCCUGCCCGCUCCCACCCUUCAUCCCUCUCCCUGGAGUCUCCACACUGGGAAAGAACUAAGCCUGUAUUAAGCACUUGAGAAUCACUUAGAGACCUUUGUAAAAUACCAAGGCCCAGGCUCCAAACCAGAUCAAUUAAUCCAAAUCUGUAGGCAAAAGUCCUCUGCAUCGGUAUUUUCCCCCCAGGAACAGCCAGAGUGGCAAUUACUGGUAUAGAGACUGCGAGAUAACCCAGGUAAAGAUAAUGAGGGCUGACACACUCUCCAACCCCAACACAUACAUAGAGUUUGCUGUCAUUCUUAGGACCCUAGCACCCCAGGAACAACAGCCCACAGAAUCCCCCAAUGCCAGGACCUCCUCAAGCUUCGUCCCUGCAAAGCAUUGUCACUUUAUCUUAAUUUGUUCAUUGG
Molecule: messenger RNA, 2073 nt
Organism: Hyaena hyaena (striped hyena)
Lineage: Eukaryota; Metazoa; Chordata; Mammalia; Carnivora; Hyaenidae
Gene: ATP6V1B1
Product: ATPase H+ transporting V1 subunit B1
Exons: 14
Coding region: 1-1542 (513 amino acids)
Biological process (GO): proton transmembrane transport; ATP metabolic process
Cellular component (GO): proton-transporting V-type ATPase, V1 domain
Molecular function (GO): ATP binding; proton-transporting ATPase activity, rotational mechanism
Source: RefSeq, a predicted model, not a curated record